Molecule: messenger RNA, 2140 nt
Organism: Camponotus floridanus (Florida carpenter ant)
Lineage: Eukaryota; Metazoa; Arthropoda; Insecta; Hymenoptera; Formicidae
Gene: path
Product: proton-coupled amino acid transporter-like protein pathetic
Exons: 9
Coding region: 246-1655 (469 amino acids)
Biological process (GO): amino acid transmembrane transport
Cellular component (GO): vacuolar membrane
Molecular function (GO): amino acid transmembrane transporter activity
Source: RefSeq, a predicted model, not a curated record
GCGGCGAAGACGGCAAGCGGCAGUCGGCGGCGGUCCUUUGAACGGUUCGUGCGUUGGUGCGUAGGCGAAUUCGGCGUCCGAAACUCGCGCUGAUCUCGUCGGAUAUAGCAGAAUAUACGGGAAUGAGGUAAUCACCAGGACGACGGGCUUCUUGAAUUCUUGCCACACGUAGAGGCUUGACGUAUAACGAGCGGUGACUCGACAAAUAAUAAUAACGCAGAUAACAUAUCUACAAGGGAGCUACGAUGACGGAAAACGAUAAAGCGCCGACGGAGUUGGACACUUUUCUGCCUCAGGAUGGAUCUAAUCUCAAGGAUGGCGUCCUAUCUGCCAAAUAUAAAGUACAAGUCGCCUCGCGCGACGUUGAAGCCGCGCUGGCCGAUGAGAAGAGUUUUGAUCCCUUUGCGGAACGCAAAGUUGACAAUCCAACGACGGAUUGCGACACAUUGACGCACUUAUUGAAGGCCUCCCUUGGCAGUGGCAUCUUGGCUAUGCCUAUAGCUUUCAAAAAUGCCGGAUUACUUUUGGGAAUCUUUGCUACGAUACUUGUCGCAUUUGUAUGCACGCACUGUGCGUAUAUUCUGGUCAAAUGCGCGCACUUACUUUACCAUAAAACUCGUAAAACAGAAAUGGGAUUUGCUGAGGUAGCCGAGGUGGCUUUCGAUAAAGGACCUCAAUGGGCGAGGAAGUUCGCGAAACCUUCUAGACAUCUUAUUCAAAUUAGUCUGUUCGUCACAUACUUCGGCACCUGCAGCGUGUACGCGGUAAUCGUGGCUGCCAACUUCCAACAAAUUAUCGAACAUUAUCAAGGUAGCGAAUAUAGCCUCCGGUUGAUCAUCGCCUAUUUAUUGGUACCGUUAGUUCUACUCAGUUGGGUACCCGACUUGAAGUAUUUGGCGCCGGUUUCGAUGGUGGCAAACAUCUUUAUGGGAGUAGGACUGGGAAUAACGUUCUACUAUCUCGUCUGGGAUAUACCGCCGUUGUCUUCGAUACCUCUGAUAGGGACGAUCGAGACCUUCCCGCAAUUCUUCAGCAUUACUGUCUUCGCCAUGGAGGCAAUCGGUGUGGUGAUGCCUUUGGAGAAUAGCAUGAAAACGCCACAGCACUUUGUGGGAAUCUGCGGAGUUCUUAACAAGGGAAUGUCUGGCGUUACGCUCGUGUACAUUUUCCUUGGAUUUCUCGGAUACGUCAAGUAUCAGGACGAAACGAAAGGUAGCAUCACCCUUAAUCUACCGACAGAAGAAAUACCGGCACAAGUAGUACAGAUUUUGAUCGCCCUGGCUGUGUUUUGCACUUUCGGUCUGCAAUUUUACGUGUGCCUCGAUAUUGGGUGGACUCUUAUAAAAGAUCGCUUUGAGAAGAAACCACUUUUAGCUAAUUAUAUCAUGAGAACGGUACUAGUAAUUGGUGCAGGUCUUCUUGCCAUAGCAGUGCCGAGCAUCGAACCGUUCAUCGGACUGAUUGGUGCAUUUUGUUUUUCCAUUUUGGGCCUCCUCAUUCCGGUAUUCAUCGAGACUGUAACUUAUUGGGAUGUCGGCUUCGGACCAGGAAAUUGGGUGGCUUUAAAGAAUGUAAUUAUAUGCGUGAUAGGUGUGAUAGCAUUAAUAUUUGGAUCGCGCAGUGCCAUAAUAGACAUUAUGAAAUUGUAUGCUUGAUGGAAAGAAUAUUUUCUUUUUUUUACUUAGUGCAAAUGAUUUAGCGGGUAUACAAUGAAUUUUUCUAUCAUAUCUUAGAUCUGCUCCAUCCAUAUAAUUAACGAUAUUGGAAUAAAUUAGAUGUAAAUCAAAUAUUACGCUCGCGGGCGGGUGUCAGUGAACUUUUAAACAGAAGCGAAGAAUUUGAAUUACAUAAUUAGUUCAAAUUUUCUCUUAUUCUUGAAAUUCUCUGAUAAAAUAUAGAAAAUUUUUUAUUGUCUAAAAUAAUGUAUAAGUAUGCAUAAGUUAGAAAUGGUAAACAAAUGUAGAUUUAGGAAUAAUGGCAGUAUUCACUUAGCAGGAGAAACUCUGCUGCAAAGCAUGAAUAAAUUAUUGCGCUCGCGUGUGAGAUAUACGAGUAUUCUAAGAAACCUCUUUAGAAAAUGAUUUGUAUAUUAUCGAAAAUAACGUCUAUUAUAUACUAUUUAAUUCUACGAUAUAAAACA